UUAAACGCAAAAUUGGCGAAAUAAUGCCAACGAGUAAAAUAUUGAAACAAAAGUUAUACGUUCUCCAUCUCACCACGUAUACAAGUGUGAAGAGAGAGAAAGUGAUCUUUGUAUCGCACGAAAAUAUGACAAUUAAAGAUUAUUUUGUUAGGAUUGUUAAGGUGGAAUAACUCAUAGAUUUUAAAUAUAGAUUAUAAAUAUGAAUAUAGAUUUCAAAUCUCAAUCUACCCAUGUUCAUGUCUUUAAAUGCAAAUUGCUAAAAUGGCAUCAAUCUCAAGAUUUUUCAGAUAAAUGGAACUUUUCAUACUUUAAUGUAAGACUAAUUUUUGGUAGUACGGAAUUAUCGACAUGAAAAAAUAGCGAAUUAAUUUUUAAGGAAAUUUAUUAUGAACAAGUGGCAAAUGAAUUAGUAAUUUUUUAAUCGAUAGUUUUGUAAUACCAGAAAUUACCUUUACAUUAAAGUAAGUAUGAAAAGUUGCGUUUAUCUCAAUACUUGUGAAAUUGGCGUCAUUUUAGAAACUUCCAUUUAAAGAGAUUGAAUAGGGGUAGAGUGAGAUAAAAAAUCUAUACCAUAUCAAAUCUUCAUCCUAUACAACCUUAAUAAAUUGGGUGCCAGCUCUGAGUCAUCAAACAACUUCUAGAGUUAUUUCAAUAAUGUGUUUUCCGACGUUUUCAAGAAUCACACAAUUAAUUUAGCAUUGACGUAUUUUUCCACGGAUAUGUACAAAGAUAACCGAAUAAACACCAUUAUAUACUUAACUCUGCGGAAUCAUCCUUUCAAGUGGAAACUUUCAACAGCAACCUCACCUGUCCCCCAAACAAAAUCAUGAACAUGUUUUUUCCAUGUAAAAAUUAACUUGACCAUGCACCCCACCGGAAGUCUACGCAUUUAAACAUAUGAAUUCAAUCAAUACUUCAAAAUCACUUGAAGUACUCGUGUCAUCGAGAUAUGGUGAAAUGCUGUCAGAAAAAUUCAAUUGUCUCGGCAUCAUCAGAAUGUCUGAUGUUUUGCAAGCAUGAUACGACUCAACUUCGUUAUCAAAAAAUUGUCACACAAUUGUCCUGUUCAUGAACAAUAUAAGUCCAUAAUUUGGCAGUAAUUGGUCAUCUUUCUCUCACUCGGUUGUCCAAAAGCUUGGUUGGUGGUCAUACUUAAUUUAAUUGUAACCAGAUCUCAGUAAUUUAAAAAAAAACAGGAUGAAAUCCAUUCUCCAAGUAAUCACGAUAGCCGUGGUGUUGACCCUGGUCACUGCCAAGAUCUCUCUUCCGCGGAAUGUGACAACGCAUUCUGCGAAAGUAUGGCUCGUCAAGACGAUCACGUUCAGCUACGUGGACCGUUUCGUGAAGGAAUUAAGGGCUGCGGAUAAGGAGAUAUUUCGAACCGGUCGUCGUCCGAUCGAAGGAAAAGCCACGCUUCUGCCCCCAUUUCCUGAUCCCGUGUUGGUAGAACCGGGCGAAGUAGUGAUUGAUAUCCCGUUAGAUUUUUUGGACCCGCCAGUCACAAUUACGGGAAAUCUACAGACCACCAACGAUUUGGAAAUUGCUGGAUUGAGUGGUCUCGUCGACAAUUUUCAGUUUAUCAUUCUCACAGGCCGAAUAUCGUGGGACUUGUCGCUGCCUUUUGCGGCCUUGUCCACGUCUGCCUACAACAUGCACAUCGAGGUCAAAACGGGGGAAGAAGUGACGGACGUUAUUGACGGGUCGGGAGACAUUUCUGCCUCGGUGGCCGAUGUUUUCCUGCAGAUUCUCGCUUUUCUGAAAACUACUGGAAAUCUAGGGGUGCGUAGUAUGGAGUUGGACGUUGGGUUUAAAGAUUUAAGUCUGGACGGCGGAGAGGCUACGAUUGACGGUGAACCAAUUAAUUGGGUCGAAUUGAGCACGGACAUUCAAGAAUUCUUUGACGCCGCGUGGACGGAUAAUGACCUGUUUAAAACCAUUCUUACCGAAGCUGUGAGAUGUUCUGUGGACCAUGUGAUUAAUGAUUGUACACUGGUCGGGAUAAUCAAUGAUCCAAGUUGCUUGAAAAUCGACCUGAAUCCGGCAUGUUUGGAACCUUUGAUUCCCACUGAACCAACUGUUCCAACUACGCUUCCCACUGGUGAACCAACUACUGAGCCAACUAGUGAACCAACUACUGAGCCAACUACUGAGCCAACUAGUGAACCAACUAGUGAGCCAACUACUGAGCCAACUAGUGAACCAACUACUGAGCCAACUAGUGAACCAACUAGUGAACCAACUACUGAACCAACUACUGAGCCAACUAGUGAACCAACUACUCAGCCAACUAGUGAACCAACUACUGAGCCAACUAGUGAACCAACUAGUGAGCCAACUACUGAACCAACUACUGAGCCAACUACUGAGCCAACUACUGAGCCAACUAGUGAACCAACUACUGAGCCAACUAGUGAACCAACUACUGAGCCAACUACUGAGCCAACUAGUGAACCAACUAGUGAGCCAACUACUGAGCCAACUAGUGAACCAACUACUGAGCCAACUAGUGAACCAACUACUGAACCAACUACUGAGCCAACUAGUGAACCAACUACUGAGCCAACUAGUGAACCAACUACUGAGCCAACUAGUGAACCAACUACUGAGCCAACUAGUGAACCAACUACUCAGCCAACUUGUGAACCAACUACUGAGCCAACUAGUGAACCAACUACUGAGCCAACUAGUGAACCAACUACCCUUCCCACUACUGAGCCAACUACUCGUCCCACUACGGAACCAACUACUGAGCCAACUACCCUUCCCAGUACUGAACCAACUACGCUUCCCACUGUCCCAACUACAACCCCCACUGUGCCAACUACAACCCCUACUGUGCAAACUACCACAGAACCAUCCACAACGACUUCUUCGGGACUUUCAAUUGUGUCAAAUGCAUUCAUCGUGCUAACCGUCAAUUUACUUACUAAAUUCUGUUAAUUAAAUACAUAAUUAAAUAUAGUUGCUUAUAAUUUAUAUUUUGUCUGUGAAAAAUAAAACAAGGUGGAUUUUUUAAAAAUUAAGCCAUA
Folsomia candida is the source of this 3029-nucleotide messenger RNA. Its product is annotated as mucin-5B. Bases 1198 to 2940 code for a protein of 580 amino acids. The record is from RefSeq and is a predicted model, not a curated record. Lineage: Eukaryota; Metazoa; Arthropoda; Collembola; Entomobryomorpha; Isotomidae. The transcript has 4 exons.